AUGAAUUUUAAAAGGUUGAUUACAACAUCUUUUACAAAUCAAAUAAAAAAUAUGAAAUUUAAAAAAACAAUUAGUUUUAAACCAUUUGAUAUUAAUAAUCGAAUUAUUUAUGAUAAAGAACCUACAAUAGUUUUUAAAGAUCAAAAAUCAUGUUUGUUAAAAGAUACAAUUUCAACAACACUUGAAGAUGGUAGUAAGGAAUUAAAAAUAAAAAUUGGGAGAUUUACACCAGGUUUAGAUUCAAAUAAUAAUUAUAUUUCAUCAGAUAUCUUUGAAAUUAAUAUUAACAAUUAUUCAAAUAAAAUUGAUUUAUGUUUGAAUGGUAAAAAUCCAACAUUUUUAAGAAGAAAAGGAAAAAUACCGACUAAAGUUAAAAAUUGGGAACAAUUAUUAGGAGAACAAUUGGAAAUUAGAAAAUCAGUCACUUUGGAAGAUGGUGAUAUAAUAUCUUUUUUAGGUUUAAAUGGUACAACUUCUUCAAUACAAUUUACAAUUGAAGAAGAUAAUGAAAAUGAAAAAGAAAAAGAAAAAGAAAUGGAACUUGAUAACGAUAAUACAAAUACAGAAUCAAUUCCACCAAUAACAUCAAAAUCAACAUCAACAUCAACAUCACUUAUAGAUACAAAUAAAAUUCAAUUGAAAAAACAUUUUGAAGAUCCAAAUUCAAAGAAUGUAGGUCUUUCAGCAUUAGUUUAUUUUUGUAAUAAACCAGAAUCAUUUCUAGAUGUUGUUUUAUAUUAUGAUGAUAAAACAGUUGCGGUACUUGAUAAAUAUCCAAAAGCAAAACAUCAUUAUUUAGUAAUACCAAGAGUUGAAAUCAAUACAUUGGAUGAAUUAACACCUUCUUUCAUUCCAAUGUUAGAACAUAUGUAUAAUGUUGCUGAUGCAAUUAUAAAUGAAAUAAUUUCAAAAGAUAAUGAUGACGAUAAUUUAAAAAAAUCAGAUUUCAAAUUAGGUUUUCAUGCAAUACCAUCAAUGAAAAGACUUCAUCUUCAUAUUAUCUCAAAUGACUAUAAUACUAAAUAUUUAAAAAAUAAUAAACACUGGAAUUCUUUUACUACUGAAUUUUAUAUUCCUUUUGAUAAAAUCUUAAAUGAAUUAAAAUCAAAUGGUAAAGUUAAAGUAAGUAUAAAAAAAAAAAUAAAAAAAAAUAAAAAAAAACUAAUUCACUAA
Molecule: messenger RNA, 1173 nt
Organism: Dictyostelium discoideum AX4
Lineage: Eukaryota; Evosea; Eumycetozoa; Dictyosteliales; Dictyosteliaceae
Product: histidine triad family protein
Exons: 2
Coding region: 1-1173 (390 amino acids)
Molecular function (GO): catalytic activity
Source: RefSeq, a predicted model, not a curated record